Messenger RNA from Galleria mellonella (greater wax moth), 1852 nucleotides. It is a transcript of the gene PGS1, whose product is annotated as CDP-diacylglycerol--glycerol-3-phosphate 3-phosphatidyltransferase, mitochondrial. Gene Ontology annotation, biological process: cardiolipin biosynthetic process. Gene Ontology annotation, cellular component: mitochondrion. Bases 201 to 1595 code for a protein of 464 amino acids. The record is from RefSeq and is a predicted model, not a curated record. Gene Ontology annotation, molecular function: CDP-diacylglycerol-glycerol-3-phosphate 3-phosphatidyltransferase activity. Lineage: Eukaryota; Metazoa; Arthropoda; Insecta; Lepidoptera; Pyralidae. The transcript is spliced from 7 exons.
AAAGUGUCAAUUUUAUAAGUUUUCUCAAGUUACGACCAAUGUAUGUUCAUAUGAAAAUUAUCUUUGUUUUAUAUUUUAAUUUCUUAGACAAUUAUUAUUAAUUGUUUCUGGUUUAUUAUAAUUUUUAUAACAAAUUUCGUAUUUGUUUUCUCUUGGAUUUAAUUGGUGUGAAACUAACCUUUUUAUCAGACUAAAGUACAAUGUUGUUUAAUGGAAAUUUAUCAUUACGAUUUAAACCAACAGAAUUACAAUAUUUUAAUUGGUUGUACGGUGUAGCACCAUGUUUCCCUGUGAAGUCAUCAAAAAUUAAUAUUAUUACCGAUCCCAGAAAGUUUUACGAUACGAUUACAGAAAGGUUUAAAAAUGCAACCCGAAGGAUUUCUAUUGCCAGUUUAUAUAUUGGUACAGGUGUAUUAGAAAGGAAACUUCUAGAAAUUACAAAGGAAAACGUAUUACAAAAGGAGCUGCGGUUUCAAGUUCUCUUAGAUUAUCAACGCGGUACCCGGGGCGUGGUCAAUUCUAAGACCUUAUUGCAAGAAGUAAUAAAUGCUGUACCUAAUUUAUGUAGUGUAUCACUGUACCAAACACCUAAGUUACAAAUGUCUUGGUCUAAAGCUCUACCGUCACGGUACAAUGAGCUGGUUGGUCUUCAGCACAUGAAAUUGUACAUAGCUGACAACAGAGUGCUACUGAGUGGUGCUAAUUGUUCCAAUGAUUACUUCCAACAGCGUCAGGAUCGUUAUGUUGAAAUUGAGGAUGUUGAUCUUGCAAAUUUUUAUAGUGAACUUAUAGAUGAAGUGUGUAAUUUUAGCAAAAAGUGUAGUGUUGAUGGCAAAAUAUACCACAGUUCAUAUUCAAAAGAAGAAAUGGCAAAGGAAAUGAACAAAGUUAUUUUGAAAUUAAUUGACAAAUGGAUAAGAACACAAGAAAGAAAACUUACUUCGCAGAGAAAUUUAAAAGAGUCCAAUGCAGACACAUGGGUCUUCCCAUUGUUGCAAAUGGGGGAAUUCAAAAUAACUCAAGAUGAACAGGCAACACAAAGGAUACUUGCCUCAACACCUAAGGGUUCCUACAUACGCUUGGCCACAGGUUAUUUUAAUCUUACGGAAGAAUAUGCACAAACACUACUCAGAAAUUGCAAAUCAAAGAUAAGCUUGUUGAUGGCACAUCCAAAUGCUAAUGGCUUUUUAGGAGCAGCCGGACCUGCCGGUGGUAUACCACAUGCAUAUUCUUUGAUAGCUAAGAAAUUCUGGCAGAGAGUGGUAGAUUCCAAUCAAGAAAGCAGGGUCUCUAUGAUGGAAUAUGAACGGCCAGGAUGGACAUUCCAUGCGAAAGGAUUAUGGUAUUAUCCCCCAGGAAGUGGAGUUCCCUGGGCGACAUUGGUCGGUUCUGCAAACCUUGGAGAGCGAUCGGUACGCCGGGAUUUAGAAGCUCAAGCUCUUAUUAUUACUGAAUCAUCUGAUUUACAGGAGAGGCUACACGAAGAAUGUACAAAGCUGCAUGAGUAUGCAUCGGAAUGUGGCAAAGAGCUGGAGCAUCGAGAGACGCCCCUGUGGGUUCGAGCUACCGUCGGCCUCUUUAGAACGUACUUUUGAACUUCGGCUUCGUAAGCGACAAUAUGUAUUUAUUAUUUUCGCUAAUCUCAAAACUGAUACAGAUGUACUGAUUUUUUUUACGUGUAGUACAGUUUAUUAAAAAUGGAUUCAUUUUGAUUCCCAAGAAUUGAUGUUAUAACAUGUAAUGCCAAUACAUAGCUAUAGAAUUUAUUGAAUGAUUAUUUUUCUUAAUUCUGAAUCCAGACAUGUUGCAAAAUGUAAGACGAGCAUAAUGAAGAAUAUAAUAAUAAAACUAC